AUGGCUGGUCCUCGCUCAGGAAUCUUCACCAUCAAUCUAUCGUUCUCACAUCUACUCGAUGUGCCAGCACGGCCUGUCGUGUCCAACGAGGACGCAGGCACCCUUCUAUUGCUUGUACAGCUCCAGCUCAGCAACGAGGCGGCACGAGAAGUAGGUAUCCCGCCCGCCCGCGGCCCCAGCGGUCCUGAGUGGCCAGCUGCCCAGGUCACGACCGCUGGUCAACCCAUUGAGAUUUAUGCGCUGCGCGCUCCCCAGACUCUUCUCACCAGCCUCUCGUUGAGGAACGGGAGGUCGAGGUGGCUGCCAUCGAGGGUGUUGAUGCGGGGCAGUAAAGUGCCACGCGUGGCCGUGGAUCGGCGUGUACUUGAGGCAGAUCCAGCAGAGGCGGCGGUUGCGCGAGAAGUAGGUCCUGAGAAGUAA
Fonsecaea erecta is the source of this 420-nucleotide messenger RNA. RefSeq lists its product as hypothetical. The transcript has a single exon. The record is from RefSeq and is a predicted model, not a curated record. Lineage: Eukaryota; Fungi; Ascomycota; Eurotiomycetes; Chaetothyriales; Herpotrichiellaceae. The coding region runs from base 1 to 420 and encodes 139 amino acids.